CCAAGGGGCUGUUCUUCUGGCUGAAUUGCCAUGGAACCGGCCCGCUAGAUAUAGUUGUGUUGAUGGAGUGGGUAGGCUCAGCGUUGAGGAAAUGGGCCGGGUCUUGCUUCCCGUGCGUUUUACCGGAAAAUGAGAGGCGCACUCCUAUUCAUCGGGAGCAAAGGCCGGGUGAGUGACCCAGACACGAGUCAACUUUUCCCAUAUCUGCAUCUUGCUGACUCGGCAACCAGGCGUGGAGCGAGUCGUCCCAAUCUACAAUAAUCAGCAACCAAAGGCAAUUCCGCCUAUGAAGCUGGUUAUCUACGGCGACUUGCCCAGUCCAAACGAGCCCCAUCCGCCCUUUCUGAACAUCUCCAAAUGGAAAACGGAGGGCAGGGACCUCGCGUCUAAAUUGAACAAACGGAAAGGCCUGCUGAGCAGGGUUGUGUCUACAAAUGAACAAAAACGGCGCAUGAUAAGCGCGCCCACAGAUUUCCGGCGGGUUCCAACUCAAGUUAACCGACGUCUAUCUUUUCGACCUUUGGAGCUGAGUAUAUAUUUGCCUGGAAACCGACUUCCAGAUUUACCCGAAUUUUGUGAUUUUGACCUUGACGGUCCAAGGGUGCCGCCCAAGGCGAUAUGGUCCCCAUCCUUCAAUUCUCAUCAUCGUCGAUACUCCGACACGCCUUCUACCUUCAGCGUUCCUCGCAAGCCAGUUGGUUCUCUAAGGGACAGAUCCUCUCUGAUCGGCGAUCAAGAUAGUUAUAUGGGACACCGAAGUACGCUCUCCGACUCGAGGUUAUCUCAAUCCAUGUCUUCUCCUUCGAUAAAUAGAUUCAAUAAUAAACGGAUUGCGCUGCAUAAUAGAUCGCAGAGUUCGCCCGUUGCUAGCCCUACGUCACCUAUAGGGUCAAACAUCAACGAGGAGACACCUCCUUUGGUUGGCGGAAAUCUGUUGUACUCCCCGGUGGCCAACUCAUCCGCUCCAUCAUCACCCCUUUCAGAUUUCGCCAUGUCAACCGUUCCCAAAACCCCUCCCACUCGUUCUGACUCGUUCGCACAUUGGCUUAUGAACUCCCCUUCAUCGCCAAAUUCUGUGCAACAAACACUUCCAAAACAUUCCUCAUCUUACACCAAACGAUGCCGCCAAAUUAGCAACUCCACUGUGUCAACAGCUACGUCCUUUACAGCUGCUUCUCGAAGGACGCACUCGUUGGCUAGUUCAAUGACAUCCGCUGGAACUCUAUAUCAGUCCACACCCGUCAGAGAUGUCAGUGACAAAACGUAUGAACUGCCGUUGGACAACGUCUCCAGAGGAAAACUAGACUAUCCACGCUACGAAGAAGUGUAUCCUACUAUUUACGAGAGCGGACAAUAUCGUUUUACUCCAACGAUGCCAGACUCUCCACGGACAUUCGGUACGGCUGAUAUUGGGUUAGCUUUUUGACGUAUGACGUGUAGGAGUGGCAUGGACAUGAGUUAUUGCAAGACACUCUUGUGCUACGUCGACUCAAGAUUUUGAUAUGAUUUUUCAUCCGCGAAAAGCGGGCUAAUAUACUACUUCUAUUCUAUAUACCCGGUAAAUAAUGCCUUACUACUGGUACAUUCAGGUUUGCGAGGAC
Molecule: messenger RNA, 1601 nt
Organism: Coccidioides posadasii C735 delta SOWgp
Lineage: Eukaryota; Fungi; Ascomycota; Eurotiomycetes; Onygenales; Onygenaceae
Source: RefSeq, a predicted model, not a curated record